Dreissena polymorpha is the source of this 6234-nucleotide messenger RNA. RefSeq lists its product as uncharacterized. The transcript has 14 exons. Lineage: Eukaryota; Metazoa; Mollusca; Bivalvia; Myida; Dreissenidae. The coding region runs from base 822 to 1385 and encodes 187 amino acids. The record is from RefSeq and is a predicted model, not a curated record.
UGUAUUCCAAAUAAAUUAACAGCCAAAGAGUAUUCUCAAAAGUAGUGCGGUGUUAACUCCGCCCACGAAGGGAGAUAACUUAGUCUGUUGUAAAAAAUGGCGGUGUUAAAAUUUCUCUCUUUUAUUGACGCCGACAAUUACAUCAGAGAGGAAGAAAUCAAAACGUGCGAACGUUUUGUUUUUUUUGGCAAGACGUGGGUCACCGAAGUCUACAGAUAAUGGAUGCAUUUUUACAUCUGCUGUGUUUGCCUUUGGAUGGCAGUGUUCUCCAUGUAGCAAGUACAGUAUGGACUGCCAUAUUUUUGGCACAAGACCCUGAUAAACACAGGUAUUUAAGCGAGGUGCAGAUACUGGAGUAUGAUCAUCUGGUUGGAGCAGUCAAUGAGGGUGGAUUCCACUGGUCUCUUAUAGUUGUGCAACCGAAAGACAACAAAGUAUUGUACAUAAAUCCGAUGGGGGAGCAGAAUGUUUCCCAGCAACAGAUCCUGCAACAAUGGAUUAAAUGUGUGCACAUUCGGCGCUGAUCCAGCAUUGAUAUGGGCGGACCAAUACAUUGGAACAUACUCUGCCCACGUCAUGCAAAACAGUCAGAUUCAAUAUCUUGCGGUGUCUACGUUUAAAAGUAAGCAGAAUGCUACCUGCAGAAUCAAUCCCUAGAGUUUGUGCUCAGCAAAACACAACUACUAGAAGAACGGAGACGAAUAGCCAGAAGACUGCUUUCUGAAGGGGAAUUCAUUGGAGGUCAUCUAGAAGAGAUAGCAAGUAGCCCAUCAGUCGAACAUGAGAACUCGGACCAGCUGGCAAACACCCCUGCCUCUGCCAUGGAGUUGGAAGGGGGAGACACUGACCCAGUAGUCGAUCAUGUGGCGACAACUAGGAACUCGGACCAGCUGGCAAACAACCCUGCCUCUGCCAUGGAUUUGGAAGGGGGAGACACUGACCCAGUGGUCGAUCAUGUAGCAACAGCCAGGAACUCGGACCAGCUGGCAAACACCCCUGCCUCUGCCAUGGAGUUGGAAGGGGGAGACACUGACCCAGUAGUCGAUCAUGUGGCAACAACUAGGGAGUCAAGAUAUCCAGCCAGAGCGAGUACAUCAAAGGUUUGUGGCAGACAUUACCUGUUGACUUAUCAAAGAGGGAUGUAUUUAGCUUUACCCUCCCAUCAAAACAUGCACCUUUUCGCAGAGAGUCCAUUAUUUAUUAUUGACCUAAGAGUCAGAGAAACUCAUUGUCUGUGCAACAUGCCGGAUGAUGGAAGAGAGUACUGGCAGUGUGAAGGAUGCUUUAAAUGGUUCCACCCGGAAUGUGUUGGUGAGUCAGUGGAACCAGAAAAGUACAAGUGCGCAUCAUGUUCACACAAGGUGAGUCAAAGCGGACACAGUUGAUGAGGAAAUAUGCAUCCAGCAUUGGAAGCAAAAUUUUUCUUUAAAAAAAUACAAUUAAUUUAAUGAGGUAGUUUACAUAAUGCCCUGUCUGUUGGUUUGUUUGUUUGUGCAAACCUUAACAUUUGCAAUAACUUUUGCAAUAUUAAAGGUAGCAACUUCAUAUAUAGCAUGCAUGUGUAUCUCAAGGAUCUACACACUUUGAGUUGUGUAAGGUCAAGGUAAUUUUUUUUUUGGUAAAAUUGAUGAAUUAAUAUGACAUCUCUUUGCAAAUUGUUUAAAAAUUAAUACAUAACUUGUUUCAGAAACAUUGUUUAAUAACAUUCGAUUGUCAUUUAUUCGAAUUUGAAAGUUGUCAAAAGUAAUUAUUUCUCCCUAUACGGUAGCUUUAGGUAUAUGUGAUAUGUAAUAAGAAAACUAGUCUUCAUUGCAUUACAAAUUAAUGAAGCAUUCUUUACAUUUGCUUUUAUGACAAAAAAACCUAGUUUAGACUUGUAAAAUUGAUAAAAAUAAUUAUUUGAACAUAAAGUUUGACCAGAGUGAACAAUUUAAACACACAAGUUUAUAACGACGUGUAUCUUGUGCUUUGCAUUUGUUUAAAAGUUGCCUUAUAAUUGUGCGAAGCAUGUCUUCUCAAAUUAAAAAUGCAUCUUAUUCAAAGGUGAUCAGAACUUAAUGUGUUUUUUUUAAUAAUUCAGGGAUAAAAAAAAUCAGACUAAGAAACCAUAUACAAUAAUUCAUAGUCUGUUGUCUUCACAGAGAGAAACUUCAAUAAAAAAAUAUGCUGUCAUUUUAUAAUACCUUCGUGUUUGCCUCACGGUUGCCUAUUGAUUUGUUUUAAAAUAGGAAGUUUAUAAUGAGGUAUAUAACACAAAGAAAUUUCAUAUUUGAAUUAUUUUUAUGCUCCUCUAAAAAAUUCUUGUCUGAGCUUUUUCUCAGCAACUUAUUACGGGAAUUCAAUGAAACUUUAUGGGAAGCUUCACUACCAAGAGGAGAUGUGCAUGUUAUCAGCCAGUUAUGGUCGGAUGAUUUUUCACAGAGUUAUGGCCCAUUGAAAUUCUCCAUUAACUGUACAUAUUGUGCAUUCUUGUUCGGGCUAUUUUAGCAACUAAUGUCUGCAAUUGAAUGAAACUUUAUGGGAAGCUUCACUACCAACAGGACAUGUGCAUAUUAUCAGCAAGUUAUGUUCGGAUGAUUUUUCACAGAGUUAUGGCCCUUUGAAAUUUUCAAUAUACUGUACAUAUAGUGCAAUUCUUGUCUGGGCUAUUUAUCCCCAACUAAUGACUUGAAUUCAAUGAAGUUUUAUGGGAAGCUUAACUGCCUUGAAGAGAUGUGCGUGUUAUUUGUGGGUUCUGGUUAGAUGAUUUAUUUAGAGACUUAUGGCCCUUUGAAAUUGUUAAGUUGCUAAACCAUCCAUCCUAUUAUUUUGUCCAAAGUUAUGCCCCUCAAGAUGUUUCCUUUUAUCUGAAUAUAUAGUGCAAUAUUGUGACCAAAAAAAACUUUGGGGAGCUUCACCCAUCUCUGACGGCUUGUUUUAAUUAAAUAUUAAUUGUAAAUCCCAUAUCACCUUUUAUCAUACUUUUUUGUAAUUUACAACUUGGUUUUCUGACAAUUGUUUUCCUUGUUUUGUUUCAAAUAGGCAUGAUAUGGUUACUAUUAAAUCAACUUCAUAUGUUCUUCCCUUGUGAUCAGUAUUUUUUAUAUCUAUUUCUUAAUAUUUUUCAGUAGUAAUAAUGUCUAAGAAUGUAUCUGGGUAGAAUGAAUAUCUGUUCUUUUAAAGGUUGUAACUGAUGCUCUAUUUAUUUUGGACAUGACAUGUUACUGUCUCGUUUGUACAGAGAUUAAAUUAAAUACUACAUUUUAUUAUGUGUGAUUCUAUUUUUGUGUUCCAAAUAGGCAGUCUGACAUAUUAGGUAUAUUGAAAACUCUUACAUAUAACAUUUGUAAGUAUCUGUUAUUAAUGACAGUUAAAUGAAACAAUGGUUGUAUAGUUGUGUAUAUUACAAAGUAUAAUUAUUGUUAUAUUUCGAAAUUAGAAUUAUGUUUAUAUUUUAAUUUUCAUACACUUUCAACUAUAAUUUGUAAUAGUGCCGUUGCUACUUAAAUUUUAUGUGGUUUGGAUGCUCACUUUAAUAUUCUAUGCUCCUUCAAAAUACAAUUAAGGUUUCACCUUAACGGUUAUAACGCGAGUAAAAAGCAUCCAUAUGUAGCAAUAUACACUGUAAACAUGUGAUUUAAAACAAGUUUUGUUCAAUUAUCUGUAAAGUUCAUUCAUAACUAUUUUAUAACAUGUCUGCUAAAUCCACUUACUAUAUUCAAGCAUUUUGCAUUAUUGUUUUUGUUUAACACUAGAAACUGUAAAGUUUAUGUGUAAUAAAAUUAUGUUCUGUUCUGUAACGAUUGUAUGCUGAUGUAGUUGUUGCAUUAACAUUAAAUAGACAUAAAAAUUCGGUAUUCUAUAUACUACUAACAUUUUAUUGUGAUUCAAGUUGUAUUAAGUUUUGUUCUCUAAACAGAUAUUGAAUUAUUUUACUGAUACAACAACAUACGGUAUUAAAGCAGUUCCAUAUAUAGCUAGAUACACUGUUAUCAUGUUUGUCUAAAAUAUCUGUAAAGUCUAUCCAUAACCAAAUUAUGAUAUUUCUGUUAGAAAAAAAACGACAAACUAUAUGUAUUCAUGUAUUUUGUAUAAUCGCUUUGUUUAACACUAGAAACUGUAAAGUUUAUGUGUAAUAAAAUUAUGUUCUGUAUAUUACAUGAUAAUCUAUCAAUGUUGUUUUGUGAACACAACCUCUGGUUCUAUGGAAAAAAAAACACAAACCUUAAGCACUUAAUUUGUCGGUAUGUGUGCAUUUGUGUGUAUGGGUGUGCGAUAAAUUGCAAGUGUUUCCUGUUCGCGUGUUUGUGUUUUGUGUGAAUUAUGUUAAGCAAAUUAAUUUAACAAAAAAGUUUAUUUGACUUUAUUAGAUGAUAGUAUUGAGUGUCCUACCAAGAAAAAUUGGUGCACGCUAUUAAGGGAUCUACUAAGUAAUUUGGGAUUUUAUGAUGCUUGGUUUUUUCAAGAUGUUGGAAAUGAAAAUAUGUUUGUAUCAGUCGUAAGACAAAGAUAGAGUGACAUGUUUGUACAGAAUUGGAAUGAGCGACUUCAUACUUCUACUAGGGCAAAUUUUUAUAAACAUAUCUCCGUUUUUCAAUUUCAACCGUACCUGAAUAUAUGCAAUGUCAACAAGUUUCGAGUAAAUUUAUCAAAAUUACGUAUGUCAUCACAUAGAUUAAAUAUCGAGUCAGGCAGAUGGGCUAGACCUACACCAAUUCCAUUAGAUCAAAGAAAGUGUACUGUUUGUAAUAAACUCGAAAAAGAGUUUCAUUUUAUUCUUGAAUGUACAAUAUAUACUGAACUGAGAUCAAAAUAUAUUCCAUUGUAUUACAGACAACGACCAAACAUGUACAAAUUUAUCGAGCUAAUAGAGCUAAUAACAUCAAAUAAUGAACUAUAAAUAAAAAAAUUAAGCUGUUAUAUUUAUCACUCUUUUAAGGUUCGAACGCAUAAUACAUGUGUCAUCAAUUUGAUUUAUUCUGAAAUGUUUUGUGCGGUAUGUAUCUUGUUGUAACUUUAAUUGCAUUUAUUAUGUACUGCAUAUUAAUUGUUGGGAUAGUACCGCAUAUGUAACGUGUUUUUAUUCACGUGUUUUUUAAUCGGUCUUUGUGUUUUAACGGUCGCCUUUAAUGGACUGUCAAAACUGUAUUUGAAUGUAUUUAAUCAAUUGCCAUUAUUAUCUUUUUAAUGAAGUUUAUAUUAUAGUAUCGUGUCUGUUCCUAGAUGUAUUCUACGACAAUAUGGCUGCAUUUUUAGAACUGUUAUGCACUGAUUUACAACUAUUAUGUCUGUCGGUCGGUCCGUAUACCAGGUGGUUUCCGGAUGAUAACUCAAUAACGCUUGGGCCUAGGAUCAUGAAACUUCAUAGGAACAUUGAUCAUGACUCGCAGAUGACCCCUAUUGAUUUUCAGGUCACUAGGUCAAAGGUCAAGGUCAUGGUGACCCGAAAUAGUAAAAUGGUUUCCGGAUAUCUCAAGAACGCUUAUGCCUAGGAUCAUGAAACUUCAUAGGUACAUUGAUCAUGACUCGCAGAUGACCCCUAUUGAUUUUCAGGUCACUAGGUCAAAGGUCAAGGUCACGGUGACCCGAAAUAGUAACAUGGUUUCCGGAUGAUAACUGAAGAACGCUUAUGCCUAGGAUGAUGAAACUUCAUGGGUAGAUUGAUCAUGACUUGCAGAUGACCCCUAUUGAUUUUGAGGUCACAAGGUCAAGGUCACGGUGACCCGAAAUAGUAAAAUGAUUUUCGGAUGAUAACUCAAGUACGCUUUUGCCUAGGAUCAUGACACUUCAUAGGUACAUUGAUCGUGACUCGCAGAUGACCCCUAUUGAUUUUUAGGUCACUAGGUCAAAGGUCAAGGUCACGGUGACAAAAAUCGUAUACACACAAUGGCUGCCACUACAACGGACAGCCCAUAUGGGGGGCAUGCAUGUUUUACAAACAGCCCUUGUUUGUAUAUUGCAUUAAAUUGAGUUUAUUAGCCUCAUACACUCUGACGCACUUAGGAUAUAUUUAAUUACAUGUAUACUUUCGAUAAUUAUUUAUGUUCUAGUGUAAUGUAUAAUAACUCAUAAUGUAUAAUAAUUCAUGUAGGCACCGUUGUAACCAAACGAUUUUAUUUCUUUGCAUAACUUUAUUUUGUAUAAUCAUAAACUGUGUAUUGUGGAAACACUGUAUCAUGUAUGCUUGAUUUGUCCACUUGGGCUUUUGGCUUUCUGGAUGGAUUGUUUAAUAAACUAUGUUCUAAAAAAUGCAAA